Lycium ferocissimum is the source of this 836-nucleotide messenger RNA. RefSeq lists its product as uncharacterized. The record is from RefSeq and is a predicted model, not a curated record. Lineage: Eukaryota; Viridiplantae; Streptophyta; Magnoliopsida; Solanales; Solanaceae. Bases 169 to 660 code for a protein of 163 amino acids. The transcript is spliced from 6 exons. Gene Ontology annotation, biological process: positive regulation of ATP-dependent activity; protein folding. Gene Ontology annotation, molecular function: ATPase activator activity; protein-folding chaperone binding. Gene Ontology annotation, cellular component: cytosol.
CUUGACCCCUAGCUUCUACUGCCAUUUUUUUUCUCACAUUCCUAUAUUCAUUACUUUUGCUUUUGUUGUUUUUGUUAUGGAUCCUCCAUUGUGAAUUUUGAUUUAUUUAUAUUUAUCCACAAGGGUUUUUCAAGAAAUCAUUGUAACAGUACAAAACACAGACGAGAAAUGACCCAAAAUGCUGCUCCUUUAAGUGUGCCACCUACCCAUCUUGGAUCCGUAUGGAAUCGGGCUGGAACAUGGGAGGAGAAAAGUGUAAAUAAAUGGGCAAAUGAUAGGAUAAAGGAGCUGCUUAUAGCUGUUGGAUCACAGGAGUUUUCUGGUGGCAGGGCAGAAGUAGCUGAAGUAACACGGUGUUCUGGUGAUGCAUUCUUGGUGAUCGUACGAAAUAAAAAAUGUGUUGGCUAUACAUAUGAGCUAACUAUAAAAGUCGAGGGGGAAUGGCUUGUUGGAACAGAGAAGGAAGUGGUCAAGGGCCAUUUAGAUAUACCAAAGUUCUCAUUUGGUGAGCUAGAUGAUUUGCAGAUUGAAGUGAAACUAAAUGAAGAUGAGGAUCUUGAACAACAAGACAAGCAUCGGAUUAAACAGGAUAUGAAAAUUUUUUUGCAACCUCUCCGCGAAAAGUUGCUUCAGUUUGAGAAGGAACUGAAAGAGUUGUAGCAUGCAGUUGCUAUUGUUUUUUUCUUUUUUUUUUGUUUUAUCUUAGACACUCAUGUUUGUAGUUGUGGCCAUUUGACGGAAAUUGUCACUUUAGCUCGUACGAGUUUGUCAGAUUGUUGUAAUCUUGUACAGCUUAUUACUAUUAACAAUCAAUGAGAGCAAAGCUGUUUGAAAUA